UGGGCGGGGCGCCCGUAAUCCGGGCCUCACCGUGGACGCGCUGGUUCUGCUGGGAGGUCGUCAUCAUGGUGGCGCCCGUGGUGUACUUAGUGGCGGCGGCUGUGCUUGUCGGUCUUAUUCUCUUCCUCACUCGCAUUCGUAGCAGAGCGGUAGCAGCUGGUCAAGAGUCACUGCACAAUGAAGAGGAGCCAAUAGUAGCAGACCAGGUAGCCCAGUCUCGGCCUCUGCAGCCUGAGGAACAGAGAACUGCAGGCAGGCCUCGGCGCAGGAGGGACCUGGGCAGCCGCCUGCAAGCCCAGCGUCGAGCCCAGCAGGUAGCCUGGACAGAAGUGGAUGAGAAUGAAGAGGAAGCUGUCAUUCCAGCCCAGGAGGAAGAAGGCAUUGAGAAGCCAGUGGAAACUCACCUCACAGGGAAAAUUGGAGCCAAGAAACUACGGAAGUUGGAAGAGAAACAGGCUCGAAAAGCCCAGCGUGAGGCAGAGGAGGCUGAACGUGAAGAGCGGAAACGCCUGGAGUCCCAGCGUGAGGCCGAGUGGAAAAAGGAGGAGGAGCGGCUUCGCUUGGAGGAGGAACAGAAGGAGGAGGAGGAGAGAAAAGCCCGGGAGGAACAGGCCCGGCGGGAGCAUGAGGAGUACCUGAAACUGAAGGAAGCCUUCGUGGUGGAGGAGGAGGGUGUGGGUGAGACCAUGACUGAGGAGCAGUCCCACAGCUUCCUGACAGAAUUCGUCAACUACAUUAAGCAGUCCAAGGUUGUACUCUUGGAAGAUCUGGCUUCCCAGGUGGGCCUACGGACCCAGGACACUAUCAACCGCAUCCAGGACCUGCUGGCUGAUGGAACUCUAACAGGUGUGAUUGACGACCGGGGCAAGUUCAUCUACAUAACCCCAGAGGAACUGGCUGCUGUGGCCAACUUCAUCCGACAGCGGGGCCGGGUGUCCAUCACUGAGCUUGCCCAGGCCAGCAACUCCCUCAUCGCCUGGGGCUAGAAGCACCCCCCCUCCCCCCCCCCCCCCCCCCCCCCACCAGCCUGACCCCAGCCCUGCCUUCUUGGACUCAGAGCUGAUGUGGCCUGCCUGGCAAUACAUCUUCAUCUCUCCCCACCAUCCUGGGCAGUGAUGGAGUGAGGCCAGGAGGUUGUAGAUUAAAGGCCUGUAAGCACUGCUGA
Sciurus carolinensis (gray squirrel) is the source of this 1165-nucleotide messenger RNA. RefSeq names its product DDRGK domain containing 1 (gene Ddrgk1). Bases 66 to 986 code for a protein of 306 amino acids. The record is from RefSeq and is a predicted model, not a curated record. The transcript has 9 exons. NCBI's taxonomy places the organism in Eukaryota, Metazoa, Chordata, Mammalia, Rodentia, Sciuridae.